AUGACCACAGCAGCGAUUGAAAGCCUUCCAGUUGAGCUUUUGCAGCCCAUCUUUGCAUCUUCCGGCUACAACCUCGCCCUUAUCCAGGCCUCUGGUAUCCUAGGUGCUCGACUGUCGAGCGAUCACGUCUACUACAACGCAUGCGACUACUACCUAACCCGGAGAUGUGAGGACUAUGCCGUGCGUUCUGCCGCCCAGACAGCUAUAUUCGCUAGCAAGUGGAUGACCUGGUCGUUCUUCAAGAGCUGGGUCGUCAGGACGUAUGCGAACAAUGGGUGUCUGUGCGGGCUCACGCCGGACGAAGGGUGCUUUGAUGCCCAAUGGCCUCCGAACUUUGAGAAUGCAACAUCCAUGGUCUUCUCGCGAAGUCACUUGCCACGACUGGCUUUCGUUCGUUGCCGAUUGCCUAGGAAGCUUCUGUGCGGGCCUUGGACUUUGGAAAAGGUCCGGUUCUUACGCUUCCUGCUCUGGAUCACGAGUAUGACGGUUGAUUGGCGGGAUUCAGACAUGAGCCAUACCGCUAUCAACGGAAGACGGCAGGCGUUCUUGGAAAACAAUCUCGACGCUGUGGAGCUGUUCAACCACAAUCGUCGACUCGGUAGGCCGCCCACGCUGGAGACGGUCCGCUUCGCCGUGGCAGAGGCUGGCUGUGAUCGGUCAAUUGUAUACGACACUUUACGCUCUGCAUAUAGAUGGAGCUCACGCGGUGAUAUGUGGGAUUGUUCCUUGCUCCAUCAGUGGUGCGGCGAGCGCGUACUAGCUAACGACGCCAAUGGACUGUGGCUGCGAGGCAUACUGCAGGCCUUGCGUCACUCUGAUAUUGGGACUUGCGACAAAAGCAUGGAAAGCGACAUCCUGUUUGGCAAGAUCGUUGAUGAGGUGGCAGAUGCAUAUAGCGCUGAGCACAGAGAUCGGGUGGUCAGAAGGGAGCUUCCAUGGAACAAGGUUAUCGCCAUGCGCGGGUGGCUCACCGUCGGCUCUCUCCUACCGACCCACCACCGCGUCGCCCACCAGAUCCACUGGACGCAAGUAAUGCAGCAGCCCGGACCGCGCAUGUACUCAGGCCCCAGCUGUCCGCGGCGACUGAGCUGCUGCAGCGGAGAUGGAAGGGACAUACAGCAAGGACUCGCAUGGCUCAAUGUACCGACCUCGCACUGAGCGACCUUUUUCCGCUGUCUCUUUACACCAGUCACACUAGCUCUGGCAUGUUGUGGAGCAGCCAUAUCAGUGCGUUUCCCUUAUUUCUAGACGAGCUACUACUGACACCAUGCCUUCCAGGAGCGUCGCCAGAUCGGCUGGUUCUACUGGAGUCGCCACGACACGCAGAAACGGGGCGUCCACCGCGUGGUGCGCGAGGAUCUGGGGGACUUCUGGAAGCACCGCGGAGGGCAGUACAGGACGGUUACGGGUCUCUGUCGUAACGGCCGCGGGAGCUUCGCUGUCCGUCUCGAGAUGUGGAUUCCCAGUGCUGCGGUGGGAAGUGCCUGGAAUGGCAUGCUGUCUGGGUGA
Ascochyta rabiei is the source of this 1509-nucleotide messenger RNA. RefSeq lists its product as uncharacterized. Lineage: Eukaryota; Fungi; Ascomycota; Dothideomycetes; Pleosporales; Didymellaceae. The transcript has 2 exons. The record is from RefSeq and is a predicted model, not a curated record. Bases 1 to 1158 code for a protein of 385 amino acids.